UACACCUUAACCAUGUAUUUCCAACAGUACUGGAGAGACAAGAGACUUGCAUACUCGGGAAUUCCUCUUAACCUCACGCUGGACAAUCGAGUGGCUGACCAGCUCUGGGUGCCUGACACAUACUUUUUAAAUGACAAAAAGUCAUUCGUGCAUGGGGUAACAGUGAAGAACCGCAUGAUCCGCCUGCACCCUGACGGGACAGUGUUGUAUGGGCUCAGAAUCACCACGACAGCAGCAUGCAUGAUGGACCUGAGGCGGUACCCACUGGAUGAGCAGAACUGCACUCUGGAGAUCGAAAGCUACGGUUACACCACCGAUGAUAUUGAGUUUUACUGGAGAGGAGGGGAGAAAGCCGUCACUGGAGUGGAAAAAAUCGAGCUCCCACAGUUCUCCAUUGUGGAGCACCGCCUGGUCUCAAGGAACGUCGUUUUUGCCACAGGUGCCUAUCCUCGACUUUCAUUGAGCUUUCGAUUGAAGAGAAAUAUUGGAUACUUCAUCCUUCAGACAUACAUGCCUUCUAUACUGAUUACAAUUCUAUCCUGGGUGUCCUUCUGGAUAAAUUAUGAUGCAUCUGCUGCUAGAGUUGCCCUUGGGAUCACAACUGUAUUGACAAUGACGACCAUCAACACACACCUUCGAGAGACGUUGCCCAAAAUUCCCUAUGUCAAAGCCAUUGACAUGUACCUCAUGGGCUGCUUCGUCUUUGUAUUCUUGGCCCUUUUGGAGUAUGCUUUUGUGGAUGCUCAUGGAAAUAUUCUCUUAACGUCACUGGAAGUUCACAAUGAAAUGAAUGAGAUAACAGGAGGUGUUGGUGACACGAGGAAUUCAGCAAUCUCCUUUGACAACUCAGGAAUCCAGUACAGGAAACAAAGCAUGCCCCGGGAAGGCCAUGGGCGACACAUGGGGGACAGAAGCAUCUCACACAAGAAGACUCAUCUACGAAGGAGAUCUUCUCAGCUCAAAAUAAAAAUUCCUGAUCUAACCGAUGUGAAUGCCAUAGACAGAUGGUCCAGGAUCGUGUUUCCAUUUACUUUCUCUCUUUUCAACUUAGUUUACUGGCUGUACUAUGUUAACUGAGUGACGACUGGAUUUUUCAAAGACUUCAUUUAACACUGAGUGAAAUAUUACUCUGCCUGUCAAGUUUUUAUACCUAUACACACAAAUACACACAAACACAUGCAUAUAUACAUACGCAAUUGUAUAUAUAUGUGAACUUUCUCAGCAUAUAUAUAAAAUACAUAUGUAUAUGAGGAUGUAUGUGUAUAUGAUUAUACACACGGAUGUAAAUGCCCAUGUGUAUACAAAACAAAUACACAUACAUAUAUACAUUUUGCAGCUAUGGACAAUUCAACACAGAAUGCAUAUUAAAGAGAGUCAGUUUUCUUUUCUUUUUUAAUUGAAAGGGACAAGUAUCACCUAAAUAUUAUGCUUUGAGAAUGAGGAUGUGAAACAUAAUAUCCUAAAAUGUUUUUUUCUUAUUAUAAAUUAGAUUUUUUUAAUUCAAAAAAAUUCUUAAUCUUUAAAAUCUCAUACAGUGGCAUUACUAGUUUUAAAUGAUUCACACACUUCAUAUCUUCUCUCAGUUUAAUAAAUGGAGACUUCUUUGACUUUUUUAGUAAAAGAGAUUGUUUUCAUCAGGCAUAGUUUUUCUGUGACCAUUUAUUGGAGAAGGUGAGUUACUGACAUUGAGCUCACCUACUGUCUGGGACAUAGAUAGAGCCUGUGUUGAUGUCUGAAUAUCCAUCUUUUGAGAACCUAUCAUUUUAUUAGAAGUACUUUAAUGUACCAUGAUUUUUUGGUUUGGUGACUUGGAAUGGAUUCAAUUUACCUGUCUUAUAAGAACACAGUAGCACAUUUUGACAAUGUUUCAUUGACAUUUUAGUCACAGCAAAUGUGCUCUCCAUCUUGUUUAAAUUUUCAGGCCUGAUAUCUAAUGGACAGCAUAGGAGUCUCAGGUUAAUUGCUAUUCUAAGGUAAAAUCAUUUAGGAUGACUUCCCCUUAUAUUUAUGUUAUCAAGCAUUCUUACAACAUUGUAUGUUACUAUAAAACGUAUUUGCAUAAUAUGCAUAUAUAUAUGUAUACUUACAAAGAUUUUGUUUCUUAUGCUUGCUCUCAUGGCAGCAUGCAAUGUCAUAUUUUUCUUUAUGUGAUGGAAUUACUUUCUGUUACCUAGAGUUAAAAAUGAAGAGCUAAGACACUUUUACUAUUCAACUUCCAAAACAAAGAGACGUUCUCAUGCCUUUAUUUAUGUAUCUGAAUCAUGCCAUAAGCACAUUCAAUUCUGCCUAGAUUCACUAAGACACUGCAGGAACAUGACUAGUACAUACCAUGUAUCACCCCAUGACCCAUGACCCUUCUCUUGAGGCAAAGGAGAGCCACUGACAGCAAAUACAGUCAUGUUUGGUUCCCUCUGAUCCACAGCCUCGUAAUAUUUGGACUUUUUAAAGCUUGUAGAAACAAGACAAGGUGCACUGGUUUCAUAGACGCAACCUUAACUUACUAUUUAGAUGAGAUCUUUCUAAAGAAAAAAAAGAGAUGAUAUAUUUUUUGUAAACAAUAUUUCUAUCACAGGCAUCCAUCAACGGAAAUGACUCCAGUUGUGCAAGCAGAUAUCACAGUUAAGCACUUGGAUGAGAAAAAAGUAAAAUAUGAAGAAAAGAACUGCUAAAUUAAUAUUUUAUCUCCAAAUGCCCCAUAUGCCCCCACCCUCUCUGUUCUAUCCAAAACAAAUGACAGAGCCUUGUGUGACACUCUCAGGGCGGGCACCACCUGCCCAUGUACGCAGGGACCCUAGAGGAUGCUAUGGGUAUGGACAAUCACCAGGAACAAUCAUUCCACUUUUUAAUUUGUUUGUUUUGGGUGGUAAUAACAAUCAUUUAUUUGUGGGAUUCCCUAACAGUUCAAGACCCACCAUCAAGCUAAUCCUACCCUUUCCCUGCCUUCAUUCCUAUAUUUCCUCAAAGUCUUUCUAAGAGCUGCUCUCUGGUUUCUUUAUUUGCUAAAGACUAACCAGUCAUUUGCUAUUGUUUGGCUCAUCUCUGACAAUUGUUAUGGGUAACACUGGGGGAUUCUCAAAGUUAAACUGAUUUGGAAAAAGCUUUGUAAGUGGCCUUAUCAUUGUUAACAUGUCGGGGGGAAACAGACAUCUGUGAAGCCCUUAGCCCUUUUACUACUUCAGGUAUCUUUUUUCUGCAUCCAGGUAUUCAAGGUGUGCACUCCAUUUGCAGAAGAGGGUCUUCAGAAAUGCACAUGAACUUGGACAAGAGUAGUGAAUAGAUGGAUUAGUGUACAGUUUAUACUAUCGUGGCAUUAAUUCUUUCUGGGGGGAAAAAGUGACCCAAAAAUAUUUCCUGAUGCAUAGUUGUUCCCAAACAUCACAAGUAGCGACCCCAUGAGACUCAGAGAGCUGUAAUUCUACUUUCCACAGUUUUCUGGAUAUACAUUUGCAUGGUACAGUCAUAAUAGCUUUUGAGCUUUUUAUAUGCAUUCGGCACCAAGAUUGGGAUCCAUGACUUUGUAGACACGGCAGUGAAGUUAACGUAAUGCUACCCUAUAAACAGUGUUUGUUACUACACAUGCAUAUACAUUCACACAUGACCAAGUACAUACAUAUAUAUAUUCUGUAAAAAAAAAAAAGACAAAAAAAGAAUUUUUUUGAGAUCCUUGAUAGGUGUUUGCUUUACACCAUUUGAGAAGUCAAUUACUUUUACUAAAAUUAUUUUCUACCGUCUCCACUUAAAAAGAAACAGAACUUCUGACUGUGCUAACAGGAAAGUUUGGUUCCCCAUUCUAUAAAAAUGGUCUUUCAGUGCUCCACAGUAUUUUCCUGAGUCAGGAAGUGAGCCAUAUCAAUGAGUUGUGAAACCAGAUCUCUAACAGCAAGAUGAGGUGGCUGAUACGUCCAGAACUCUUGAGAAAGGCGUGUAAGAUGUAAUUUGGGAUAUAAUGGGAUUUGUUCGUAACCUUUGCAAGUAAUAAAAAGGUAAUUUCUAGGUAGUCUUUCAAAUAAUGCUUCACAGUGGCUCAUAUGUACAGAAGACUCUUAAGACACAAAAAUUUCAGUUUUAUAAUUAUACAUAUUCAGAUAUACUUGAGAUAAUUCAGGAGCUCAGCUACAUAACUGUUCAAAUGGAAAGACGUAAAAUGCAAGUAAUCUUUAAAACACAUGUCAUUUCUGCUCACUAACCCUGAGAUUUUAGAGGAGUUUUUCUGUCAAUACCAUGAGGCAUUCAUUUCUUUGACUCCAAAUGUACUAGGAAGCACAUCAUGAUAAUGUCCCUUAGUGUUUUAAAACCACUGGUACAACUGUAAUAUCAUAUUUUUAACACCAGCACCCAGGACAUUUGGCAUACUAAGACAGUCACAUAACAGGUCUUUCUCUCCUGUUCAACCAUGAACAAUAUCAUCUCAGAGCUAAUGCCGAACAAGUCCGGGGCUGGUUUUAAGGAGAUGGGAACAUUACAGCUGUCGCUGUCGCUGUUCCAUCUCUAGUAGAUGACAUUGUUGAUGCUCGUCCUGCAGUGAUGUGGGUUAAAAAAGAAUGUGUCUAACUGAAUCUCCUGGCUUGAAAGUAGAUGUGAUAUCAUAAUUCUUACUUUUGCUCUCCACCGAGAAACCAGUUUCUACUUAUGGCCAUUUUGUGCAAACAAAACUGAACAAUUGGUAAAGUAUGUUGUUACUCUUUUGAAUUUGACUCUGGCCUUUAGUGUGAGCGAUCAGCCAUGCUAACAUUGGAUCUUGGGGCAAAGAGCUGCCUGAGUGAAUUAACUUUUUCUAGCUUGUGUGAUUUGGAUUGAUUAUGUAUUCUAUGGCACUGAAAGUGCCAUUAUUUCCUGAAAUACGAAAUUACCAAACACCUAGGUAAACAAUGACCUCCCCGAGAGUGGCUCACAAUAACAUGCCUCUCCCUAAAGCUGAUGUAUUCUUGUUAUUUUUUUCUCAUAUUUUUACUUCACAAGUCAGUGAAUGUAUUCAAGGUAAGUACAAGGUUAUUUAAGUAGGGGUAGAUGAUUGCUGUCAUGAUCAAUUCCCAUGUUGAUUUCAUUUCAUUGUAAAAAUAAAUUACAAUCCAAUUUUGCUUAAGCACAUUGAUGUAAUAUUUUGGUAUUGUUUGACAUGGAACAAAACAGAAAAAUUGAGUGAUAGAUAUAAUAUGAAAAUUGUUGAUGAAUGAAAUCAAAUUUAUUAAAAAAGGACUAACUGAAUUAAA
Molecule: messenger RNA, 5210 nt
Organism: Echinops telfairi (small Madagascar hedgehog)
Lineage: Eukaryota; Metazoa; Chordata; Mammalia; Afrosoricida; Tenrecidae
Gene: GABRB3
Product: gamma-aminobutyric acid type A receptor subunit beta3
Exons: 6
Coding region: 13-1077 (354 amino acids)
Biological process (GO): monoatomic ion transmembrane transport; regulation of membrane potential; chemical synaptic transmission
Cellular component (GO): GABA-A receptor complex; synapse; neuron projection
Molecular function (GO): extracellular ligand-gated monoatomic ion channel activity; neurotransmitter receptor activity; GABA-A receptor activity
Source: RefSeq, a predicted model, not a curated record